CCCCCUCCUACCUCCACCUCCCUAUUGCGAGCUUCCGCCCCGGGCCACCCGUGGCCGUGCCCUGCGCCCCCGCUGCCCCCGUUGGCACGGCUGCACCCCGGUCCCCAGAGAACCGGUGGGGACGAGGCCGUGCCCGAGGGAGGCAGCGAGGCUGAGCAGCGUGGCCAGGAGCCUGGUGCGGGUUUGGGUACUGGGGAAACGCAGCGGGGACGCGGGAGGCCUCAGCCUGGGAGCGGUGGCGGUGGAGGGGCUGUCCCCUGGUUUCCAGCCCAGUGUCACGGGCACCGUCCACCCUUUGUCCCUCAACGUGCGAGCGGAGGUCCUGCGGCCGUCUGGAGGAAGCCAGGGACGAGGAACGGCGCCGUGGGGGCCACCCGGAGCUCUGCGCGUUGUGUCGGGGGUCUCCUGUCCCCUCUCUGCCACCAGCUGCCAUGAGAAGACCCCCGGCACUCGGCUGCUGCCGUGCCACCCCCGUGCCGUGCCCGGGGCGCUGUGGCCGUGGUGCCGGGCUGGCCCUCGCCCUCCUGGCCCUGCUGCUGCUGCUCCUGGCCACGCAGCGCAGGCUGGGGCUCGAGCUCUCCAGGACCCCCACCCGCCUGCAGGCACCCAGACCCCCUACGACAGAGGCCCCGGAGCUGGUGACACGGUCACCACACCUCACCCCUGCCCCCAGCCUGCCACCAAACCUCGGGGACACUUACGGGCGGGAUGAGACCUCCCGCAGCUCGGAGUGUCCCAGCAGCAUCAGGAAGAGGAUUACGGGCACCGAAUUUGGGGCUGCCUUCCUGGCCACCGUGCCGGUGCUGCAGUGGGCGCAGCACCUGCGGGAGGACGAGUACCGGCGGCUCCGCAGAUACGGGGGGGCUCACGGCUGGAAGGACGUCAGCUGGGACGUGCUGAAGACGUCCCUGUCCCUCCUCAACACGUCGGCCAGCGGGCUCCUGGUGGACAGCGGGCAGGCAGCGGCCCCCUGCGUGCGCUGCGCCGUGGUGGGCAACGGCGGCAUCCUCAACGGGUCCCGUGUGGGGGCUGCCAUCGACGCCCACCACCUCGUCUUCAGGGUGAACGGGGCCAUCACGGCGGGCUUCGAGGGGGACGUUGGCAACAGGACGUCCUUCUACGUCUUCUCCACCAACACCUUGGUGAACGCGCUCGGCAGCUACGCCGCGGAUGGCUUCAAGCACCCGCCCCGGAGUCCGGAGACUCGCUACGUCUUCCUCCCGGACCACGACCGCGACUACCUGCUGCUGCGGGCGGCCCUGACCCACCAGCGCGUGGACAGGGGCCGGGACAAGGGGGUCUGGCCCCAGGAUUUUUUCGGUGAGGACCUCCGUGCUGACAAGUUCAGGAUGCUCCACCCGGAUUUCAUCCGCUACCUCCGGAACCGCUUUCUCCGCUCUGACAUCUUGGCCACGCCGCUCUGGCAACUCUACCGGCCCUCCACCGGCGCCGUGAUGCUCCUGGCUGCCAUCCACACCUGCGAUGAGGUGAGCGCCUUUGGGUUCAUGACGCCAGGCUACCGGGCGUACUCGGACCACUACUUUGACCGCGGGCACAAGGAGGUGCAGUUCUACGUCAACCACGACCUGAAGCUGGAGAUGAGGCUGUGGCAGCGGCUGCAGCGCAGCGGGCUCCUGCGCCUCUACACCGGCACGGAGGGGACGUGAUGCCCGCGGCCACCGGGAGCCGGGAGCGCUGCUGGGACCUGAGUGAGGAUCUGAGAUGCUGGAGGAGGAGGAAAGCAUCCUCUGCCCUGUGCGGGCUCCAAGAGAGCUCCUGGGGCAGGGCUGGGCUCAAGCAAGGCGUGCGAUGAGCUGCUGGGGCUGCACUGCUGCCUGGGGCUGGGGAUCGGGGGGUUCCCGGGGGGGCUGUGCCAUGCCUCUGCCCCAAAUAAGGAUUUGCAGCAUCCCCUGCAGAGCCCCGGGUCCUUUUUGCUGCCACUCAGUGGGGAAGGCAGCCCCAAUCCCCGUCCUGUGGCCAUGGGUGGGCUCCCAUGCCCGGUCCCCUUGGUGCCCCUCGUGCCCACCCCGUGCCCGCAGCCCUCCCCAGUGGGCUCAGCCCCCAGCCCUGCCCCUCCCCGGCAUCUCGGAGCCUGGUUUCUAGGCCAGUGCCCGGUUCAGGCAUGAAUAAACCGGUGGCGUUGCAUAACCAGGGAUGCAGAUUUUCACCGGAUGGCUGCUUGCGCCCCGCUGCUGCACGGCCCCCCCCCCUCCCCGUGCCAGGGGUCCCCGGGAGCAGGGCCAGGGCUGCCGGCUGCGUGGCACGAGCCCUGUCCCCGUCCCCAUCCCCGUCCUCGUCCCUGCCAGGCAGACUGAGCGAGGCUGUCACCGGCUCUGCCAAAGCUCCCCAAUUAAGGAGCCUCCCCCCCCCCAGCUCCCCGCCGUGGAUUAGCCGGGAUCAGUGGAGCCCGUUCGUUAGCUGCAAACGAGCCGAGCGGCUCGGUGGGGAAGGAGGUCAGGAGGGCUGGGUGCUUUUGGCAGCCACCGCGCAGAGAUCGCGGCUCAAGCUGGUGUCUGCCCGGGCAGGGAUUAGCCCUGGCCCCAGACAAAUCAGCCUGGGGGGGGCUGGAGUAAACGGGCAGGAUGCGCGCGGGGUAAUCUCCCCUGCUAAUUGGGGUGUGCUGCUUGGCCGGGGGGGGGACGCUGCUUGGGGUGCUGGGGGGCUCUGCACCAUGCCUGUUGCUGGCACAGCCCCACGGCACGGAGCUUGGAGGGGGGCAGGUGCCGCGGGGGUGAUGCCCGGGGGGAUCCUUAACGGGGCUUCUGGCCUCCGUUUGGCAUCUUCCCCAUGGUGGUGGCAGAAAGCUGCAAGGAAAUGAGGGGGGGGGACAGGACGCUGGGCAUGGAGGGGCCCAGGCCUGUGCUGGGGUUGGGAAGGGCUCAGCCUGGGCCUGGGGAUCUGGGAGCCCAGAGCCUCACAGAGGAGUGCGGGGCAGAGCUGCCUGGCUGGGCAGGCCCCGUGCACCAUCCUGUGCGCAUCCCAUCCCCAAUUCCCAUCCCAUCCCAUCAUGUCCCCACUUCCCAUCCCAUCCCAUCCCCAAUUCCCACCCCAUCCUCACUUCGUCCCUUGGGGAUGGAUGCAGGGCACCGAGCACGGUGUCUGGGUCACUUCAUCCCCUUCCUCUCACCAAGGCAUUCGGGGACGUGUCCGGGUGCCCGGCACAGCCCGGUGGGUGCCCAGCACGGGUGCCUGCACAGGCGCCCACCCCCAGUUGGGUUGAGCCUUGCUGGGACUCAGCUGGAGCCAGCUCAGCAGCACGAGGAGCAGGACACAGCCACAGCAUCCCUGUGGCACCGGCAGCAUGGCAACGGGUCCAGCUCCUGCCACCCCAGUGCAUCCCAGUGCCUCGAACCCAACGUCUCCAUCUCCAACCAGUGAGCCCAGUGCUGCUCCUGUGGCUGUGCAGCAGAGCUGGUGCUGGCACGGCACGAGUGACAGCGAGGCCACCACCUCAUGCCCAGGGGACGGUGGCACGGGGAGGGGGCAACGGGUCCAGCCUGGGGUGCCAGAGCAGAUGAAGCCCCCAGGGAUGUGUAGAUGCCACCGCAGCUUCGAGAGCACCCAAAUGUCACCCAAGGGUGCCUGGCACAACACAGGGGUUGCUUGGCCGAUUUGAGGACCAGGCAGGGUGGAUGGGGGACACGGGGGUGUCCCCAAGCUGCACCGAGGCAGCGCGUUGGGACAUGGCCUGUGCAGAACCAGGGAGAGCAAAGCCCCCGGGGGGGCUGCUGGGCAGUGGGGGGGUCACAGGGAUGCUGGUGCCAUGAAAGCAAAGCGAGUUGGGGGGGGACUGCCCCCUGCCCCGCUGUGCAGAUCGGGUCAGAGCUGCUCCGGAGCAGCGAGCGCGGAGGCUGGGGCGCAGCGAGCUGGCUCCAGCUGACGGAGGAAUGUUUAUUCGCCGAGCAGCCUGUAAUUUUUCCAGCCCUGUAUCUAUUUGCGGCAACGUGACAUGUGCAGCGUGGUGUUCUGU
Anas platyrhynchos (mallard) is the source of this 3970-nucleotide messenger RNA. Its product is annotated as alpha-N-acetylgalactosaminide alpha-2,6-sialyltransferase 2-like. The record is from RefSeq and is a predicted model, not a curated record. Lineage: Eukaryota; Metazoa; Chordata; Aves; Anseriformes; Anatidae. Gene Ontology annotation, molecular function: sialyltransferase activity.